This is a messenger RNA of Myxocyprinus asiaticus (Chinese sucker), 3572 nucleotides long. RefSeq names its product shugoshin 2-like. The record is from RefSeq and is a predicted model, not a curated record. The transcript has 8 exons. NCBI's taxonomy places the organism in Eukaryota, Metazoa, Chordata, Actinopteri, Cypriniformes, Catostomidae. Bases 347 to 2971 code for a protein of 874 amino acids. Gene Ontology annotation, biological process: meiotic chromosome segregation. Gene Ontology annotation, cellular component: chromosome, centromeric region; nucleus.
GUCAUGAAUCUCUAUGACUGGGUCAUUUUGAGGAAAUAAAUUGUUAUUAACCAGUCACAAAACCCUUUGAAUCAAGGUUUUCAAACAAUCAAAAGUUUGUGUUUGGUCUGUUUGUCACAUAUUAAUUUGAGUCCGAAAGGUGGCUGUAUUCAACUGUUUCUGAUUCUACAAUCGCCUUGGGCCACCAGAGAAGAAGAAUUUUGAGAUUCCGCGGUGGCAUUGUUUGGUUUUAAAGUGAAACGGAGAAUCAAAACGGACACUUAAUUUCAAAUAAAAAUGUUUUAUAGCAAAUAUAAAGACAAUUCUGUCGUCUGCUCUAACAAGUGAGAGGAAGGAAAACACAAGAAUGGGCAAACAGGCCCCAUCUGUCUACGCAGCCAAGAUAAAGACGAAAAUUCACAACACAUCAUCAUUUUUCAAGCUCUCUUUGAAAACCAACAACAAGGCUCUUGCCCUAGCUCUGGUUGCUCAGAAGCAGAGAAGCAGAGAGCUGGAGAUGGAUGUUGUGCGGCUGAGGAAAGAUGUACAGGCUCUUAAUUUUGAUCUUGCCUUUCAGCGUCAUAAAAACAAACAAUUGUUCACCAUUAUACGUGAGUUUUAUGACUCUUCCCUUAACUGGAUGACAAAGGCAGUGGAUAUUUUUUCUAAUGAGGAAGUUCCAGAAAGUAUGGAUUCAGAACACAGCAGCACUGAAGAUCAAAUGUGUGAAACUGAGGCAGAGGUUGGAAGUUUGCAAGUACCUAGAAAAGACAAUCCAACAUUGCGUCCACAACAGCACUAUAUCACACCUGAACCUGUGAAUACAGCUGUGGUCAAUGCACAUCUACUUUUCCAUUGUUCUAAAAAAGGCAAAGAGAGGCCUCUCACCCCAGAGAGGGACAAUCCGACGCAGCAAAAUACCCUAUAUGAUGCUGAAAUGGAGAUGACCAUUACUGAAAGUGGUGCUGAAAUAGUGACGGUUGAAACAAACAUGAGAAGAAAUUCUAGAGUUAUGGAAGCACAUCAGGAAAAGAAGGAUUUGUGUCUAUUGGAAAAGAGUAGCGAGAGUAGAUCUGCAGAGGAAGAAGCACCAAUUGAAUUUGGUCGAUCAAAUACUGCAGCUGUGCCACAAGCAAUAACCAAUGCAACACAGCAUUGCUCUCCUGCUUUCCAGAAUGAGGAAGAGCAUUUUCAGGAAAGAGAUAAUUGUUGGAUUGGAGAUACUGAAUCAGUAAGGAAAACUCAUGUCACCUCUCGUCAUAUUACAAGUAGCCGGCGCACAUGUAAACGGACAAACCCAGAUCCAAGGAAAACGUACCUAAUCUCCCAAGAUUCCCCAGAUGACAUUUUAAGUGAUUGUUUUAGUGAUCUUGAGGUUCAGAAUUCUCAAAGAAGCAAGGCAAUUCCUUGGGAUGGAAAUCUUUCAAGCAAAGCUGCUACAAAUAAUGCAAAGGAAGCUCAUGCUACCCAGGAACCCAAGAGUCAAAAUGAAAAUAGCAGGAGAACAUAUAUAGUUCAAGAUGAGCUAAGACCUCAGAAGAGAAAGAAGACUCAAAUCUCAUCCUUUACUAUGGAUCAUAGUUUAUUGAAUGCACAGGAAGAUGUUGAAUCAGCCAGUACUGUAUGCCCAGAGGCUGUUGCUACUGAUAUGCAUGUCCGUGAGACCACAGUCAAAGUUAAAAAACAUGCAAACAAAACACUAGCACAUCUACUUCCUCAGUACAAAGAAUGCAACACACGGAAAAGCAGAGGAAAAUUUGUUACACAAGCAAGUGAAUCAUUUGUCACCAGGAAUUCAACAGACAUUUUGAAUGAAAGCAUAUUAGAGGAUGCCAACAGACCAGAAGUUUCAGAGGAAUUAGCAUCAGAAAUCCAAAUGAUCCCUCAAGUUAUCUGUUUAGAUGGCAUUGCAGAACAGCAGAUAGAGCCAGAGGCUGUUCCUUACAAGAUAUCAGGGGGAAACAUCGAUUCAGAAUGUUUACAUGAUGUUCAUAACCUUUUAAAGGAAUCAUCUGAAUUUCCAUCAUUAGUGCCCAGUAAAGCUAAAAAACACAGAAAAGAGGUGAAAGAUAAAGUAACAAAGAGGAAUGCUACAGGAAGAGCCAAAUCUAAAGCAGGAACAAAGAAACAGUGGAAUAAUUGUACACUAAGUAGUUAUGGAAAUUUGGCAACUGAAAGGCAAGAUGUGAUUGAUCUUCAGAAUGGAGGAGAAUGCAGUUCUUCCUCUCAUACCUUGCAACUAACAGGGAUGUCUCAUUGUUCUGCCUCAGAGGAGGACCUCAGGAAUGAACAUCAUGCUAAAACCCAUAAAAGAAACACUGACAUAAGUGCAAGCACCCCAUCCUCCAUUGACAAGGCUGAUCAGGCUAACCAUAUCAACAUGGAUGAUCUUUGCAUGAAUCUGGAUGAGACUGACCAGGGACAUGAGAGCAGGUGCAGGAAAACAUCCAUAAUUUCAUCUUGUCAUAAUUCACCUGGUAAACAAUCGAGUGGCAGUGGGGCUUCCAGCUGCUUUUCUGAAGAUCAUGUACGCACAAAUGGAUCAGAUGAAGUUUUACCUGUAAUGGCUUCAGAUAGUUUUAAUGGGCACAUGAAGGACCAAAGCCUUCAGUUCACAGAGGAGAGGCCUCCCUGGGAGUCUCUUGGUGGGUACCCUGAAAUGCUCUCAGAUGAGAGCUCUGCUCACAGCCCUCAACAAAAGGCCCACUCUCAAACCAUGAACAUUUGUCAAGACCAGGAGUUGAACUUGAUGCACCAACCUCCAGUAGAAGACAGGGUUAUGAAGAGUCUAACAAAUAAAGACUGGAAUGUUAGCUCUGAUUUUGGCAGAACGCGAAGAAGAGCAGCACCAGUCUCUUACAAAGAACCCACACUCAGCUGCAAAAUGAGGCGUGGGGACAAAUACACUGAUACAAAGUUCUUGAAUUCUCCUGUGUUCAAAGACAAAAAGAAGAAGAAGCGAACUCAAGAAAAAGGAGUGAUCUCCCAAUGACUUAUUUACAUCGUUUUUUUAUUUUGUAUUUAUUUUGUGUCUGCUUUUAUUCACGUUUUGUCAUUUAUUUUGAUAUAGUACACGUUUAAUAGAUUGAUCUUAAGAUAAACAGUUUUAACAAUUUUUGGCUGCACAUUUCAGCUCAGUUUCAAUCUCAUACACUUAGUAUGAGAAAAUAUUGUUUUUUGAAUUUUAGAUGUUGAUAUUUAUUUCAAUGAUUAAUAAAGAGAAACUGCACUUUUUGUAGUUUAUUUUUAAAACUUGUCUCUGCUUGCCAACCAUAUUGUAGUUUUUAUACUUGCAUCUCAUAGAAGACAGCAAUGUUCAUGACCUCUGCUAUUCUCUGAUCAAGAUUAAGAUGGCAAGAUGCACCUUUUUGUUAUAUACCUUGGCACUGGCUAACAGUGUUUAAGUGAUUGACUGACUGAAUGAAUAAUUUAGAGUAGACUGUUCACCUGAGAUGACUACUGUUCUAAGAGCAGCUGUAGAAUUGUCUGUUCAACCACUUUAUAUUGCAGUCUCAAAGCGAACCAGAACGUCUGAUAUUUACAGUGCAUCCGGAAAGUAUUUACAGCGCUUCACUUUUUCCACAUUUUGUUAU